Molecule: messenger RNA, 774 nt
Organism: Meira miltonrushii
Lineage: Eukaryota; Fungi; Basidiomycota; Exobasidiomycetes; Exobasidiales; Brachybasidiaceae
Exons: 2
Coding region: 1-774 (257 amino acids)
Molecular function (GO): acyltransferase activity, transferring groups other than amino-acyl groups
Source: RefSeq, a predicted model, not a curated record
AUGGCAUACGGAACAGUACCUGCGCCUAAAAAGGCACAUCCUCUCAAUGCACGCUUGUAUUGCAUCCCUGAAAGAGCAGCAACGGCACAAGCAGCUGCAAUAAUCACAGUUCCAUUCGAAUUGGCAAGCAAAGAAGAAGAAGUUCCGACUGGAUUAGAGGAUCAAUUGAGAAACGAAUUCAAUGCCGAACUGGAAAAGGGCAUCACAUACCCACAAAGAGGAUCGAUGGGCGUGACUGAAUUCCGAAACUAUUUCUUAUCGUACGAUUUGAUCGUUGGUAUUCUGAUCGCACAAGAAGAAGCAGAGGUCCUAAUCGGACAUCCACUCAAACCAACAGAUGACGAUAUAGAACUACAAGCAACAAAGUCACGACUACUAGAAGGAAGGGAUUGGGAACGUGCCUAUGCGUUUAGCUAUUAUAUCAAACCGAAUUACCCGGGUCGUUCUUCACAUUUGUGUAAUGCAGGUUUUGUCGUUCCACCUUCUCAUAGAGGUUUAGGGUUGGGAGGAGUUGCAGGCAGGACAUUCUUGCAUUAUGGUCCUUUGGCAGGUUAUCGUGGAAGUGUGUUUAAUCUAGUUUAUGCAAACAAUGAAGCUUCAGUACGUAUAUGGGAACGUUUAGGAUUCUCACGAAUCGGUCGUAUACCACAAGCAGGUUUACUGAAAACAAAAGAUGGCAAGAGUGAAGAAUACGUUGAUGCUUGGAUUAUUCAUGGUGAUUUUGCAACUUUGGGUAAACAUGGUAAGUCCGCUUUACCUGCCCCAGCCGAAUAG